UUCACUUUUAUUUCUCUUUAAGCCAGAUCAAAAUUUGUGAAGUUCUCAGCUCCAGGAGACUUGACUCUCAACGAUGUGUGAUCGUGGUCCGGUUAGCCGCCCGGCUUGUAGUCCAUACCAAACCCGCAACCGGAAGAAGAGCAUUCACAUUGUGGAGGCACUGAGCUGCCUGUUUGGGCUCACCCAGUUCGAGGUGCUGGCCACUCUCUACCGUCUGGCCUAUCACGAAUAUCAGCCGGCUAAGCGCAUGCAGCGCAGCCGCUCCUGGAUGGUGAUGGAGCGAGUGGAGGCGCCGUACACGGCGCUAUAUGAUCAUAGGAUCUAUGACAGCCUAUACGAUCUGGGUCGGCCUAUCGAUCCACUGGACAAGAGAAAUGCCAGCAAGUUGAUGCGCUUGCUCUUCCUGAUCCCGUUGCUGGUGCCCGAGCAGCGGAACCGGCUCCUGAUCAUGCUCAUUGAGCUUAACAAAAAAGCCACCAGUCCGGUGAAUCUGGAGGCACUGCUGCCGGUCCUGGCGCGCAUGAAGCUGGCCCAGGUGGUGUGUCAUGUUUUGGAGCAAGACCUCUGCCCGCUUUGGCAGCGGCCGGCUCCGCAAAGGACAUCAAUUCGUGGGCCUCGCUCUUGUUAUCUGCCUUGGUGAUUAAUAGUCAUGAUUUUGGUUUCAAAUCUGCUGAACAUAUAUCUAUAUAUAUAUAUAUAUUUAAGUA
Molecule: messenger RNA, 707 nt
Organism: Drosophila serrata
Lineage: Eukaryota; Metazoa; Arthropoda; Insecta; Diptera; Drosophilidae
Source: RefSeq, a predicted model, not a curated record